Oikopleura dioica is the source of this 1521-nucleotide messenger RNA. NCBI's taxonomy places the organism in Eukaryota, Metazoa, Chordata, Appendicularia, Copelata, Oikopleuridae. The record is from the annotation of a GenBank genome assembly.
AUGUCGUCUUUAGCCGACCUAGAGGCGAGAAUAGAGAAUGACGAACAGAACCUCAACCAAUUUUUCCUGCUCCUCAUGGGUGCGAUCGUGAUGCUGAUGCAAUCUGGCUUUGCAUUUUUGGAAGCUGGAUCCGUACGAGCAAAGAAUGUGGUCAACAUUUUGGUCAAGAAUGUCCUCGAUUGCUUCAUCGGUGCACUUAUCUACUGGGCUUUUGGAUACGCCUUUGCUUACGGUGAUGUUUCUGCGGACCAUCCUUCUGCUGGUGCCAAUAGAUUCAUCGGGUUCAAAUACUUUUUCUCCAUCGAUAUUGAUGAUGGAACUGGCUUCUUCGCCACGUGGUUCUUCCAAUUCGUCUUUGCGGCUACUGCGGCUACGAUCGUCUCUGGCGCAGUUGCUGAGCGAUGCCAGUUCGGUGCUUACAUGAUCUACAGUACUUUCAUUACAGGCUUCAUCUAUCCCGUCGUGACCCAUUGGACUUGGUCGGGAACCGGAUGGCUUCAAAAUCAGCUCAUCGAGAGCAUGCACCGUCACACUUACGACGCUGACGGAAAACUUGUUUACGACGUUGAUAAUCCCGUUGGCUUCGUUGACUUUGCCGGCUCAGCAAUCGUUCACUGUACUGGCGGCAUUGCCGCAUUUAUGGGUGCUUGGGUGAUUGGCCCGCGAAUUGGACGAUUUGAUAAGGAGGAUAGCACCAUGCCUGGUCAUUCAACUCCUUUCGCCGCUCUCGGUGCCUUCAUUCUUUUCCUCGGCUUCCUCGCUUUCAACGGUGGUUCUGAGCUUGCGAUUGUUGGAGGAGACCAUGCAGUCGUCGUUGCCGCCGCCUUUGUCAAUACCAUUAUUGGCGGUGCAGCAGGAGCCAUCUUCGCCGUCACUAUCAACUAUGUCGUUGCCUGGAUCAAGGGCGAGCCUCGUUACUGGUCCCUUCUCGUCACCAUCAAUGGUGGACUUGCUGGAAUGGUUGCCAUGUGCGCCGGCUGUAAUGUUCUUCACCAAGGAGCUGCUUUUGGACUUGGCGCUAUGGGUGGCAUCACUUUGAUGUGGUUUUCGUGGGCGAUGAAAAAAUUGAAAAUUGAUGAUCCUCUUGAUGCAUUUGCCGUUCACUUUGGCGGUGGUAUCGUUGGUAUUCUCGCCACACCGGUGUUUAUGAACGGUGGAGUCGUGCAUUGGAAGAAUUGUGCUGACCAAAAAGAUGCCUACAGCGCUGCUUUCCCAGCCGUGACCAAUCCUGACGCCGAAGGAUACUUUUCCUGUGAUCACUUUGAAUACAAAGUCUUUGCCUGGAACCUCGCUGGAUUCUUGGCCAUCACACUUUGGGCCGGCGGCCUCUCUUUCCUCACUUUCUACUCUCUCAAACUGCUUGGCAUUCUUCGAGUGCCAAAAGAAGACGAAAUCAAAGGUCUUGAUGUUGGCAAGCACGGUGAGCCAGCCUACCCGAUUGAAGCUUACCUUGAUGGUCAAAUUCCCAACGUCCCAAAAUUCGCCGAAGAUAUGGCUCUGGCGCAACGAAGAGCAGAUUGA